UUUAACAGGAGACAAGAUCGACAGUUUUGCAAGUAUAAGACGUGACUGGAAGAAGUAUGAUCCAUUUUAUGAACUGAUUUAGUGUCUUGAUUUUUUCUUCUGAUGGUUGAUAUUAUCCGGAUCUGAGAAACAUGUCAAAAUCUUCAGAUCAGUUUGACAGCUCGGACUGCGUGUGUUCUAUAGGGAUGAAGCUGACUUGGGAUAUUAACGACCCCAAACUUCCGCAGGUAAUGAAGCAGUAUGACGUGUUCCAGGAGUGGACGGACGGAUAUGUGCGUUAUAUCUACAGCUGUGAGGAUAAAAAUGCACAGAGACACCUGAGCGGAUGGGCCAUGAGAAACACAAACAAUCACAACUGUCAAAUCCUGAAGAAGUCUUGUCUUGGAGUGGUGGUAUGUUCACGGAACUGCUCUCUCCCAGACGGGGCCAAACUCCAGCUGAGACCGGCCAUCUGUGAUAAAGCACGACAGAAACAACAAAAAAAGCUUUGCCCGAACUGUAACUCAGCUCUAGAGUUGAUUUUGUGCCGAGGUCACAGUGGUUAUCCAGUCACCAAUUUUUGGAGAGUUGACGGAAAGGCAAUUUUUUUCCAGGCUAAAGGAGUCCAUGAUCACCCUAGACCAGAGAGUAAGUCUGAUACAGAGGCAAGAAGGAGCGCAGUGAAGAGACGGAUGUCUUCACCUCACUUCUCACAGAAAAGAAGACUGGUGGAGCCAGAGCCUGGGCGCUACUACGAUAUGGCCUUCCCAAAUAUCCACCAGCUCACCAUGGAGGGUCCAGACCGCUUCAGCAUCAUUGCAGAGUCCAACUUGCCAAUCCAAACCCAACACUACCCUCCGUUCCAAAACCCAGAGCCCUACAAGUUCCCCUACGACACGCACACCGCCGUGGCCAUGGCUGAUGCCCCAAGCGCACUGCAGAAGCCUGCCAACCACUGUCUGUAUAUGACUCGCCCCCCAUGUGGCUAUGAUUUCACAGUUCCAGGAUACCUCGGCUCAAGCCCUUAUCCAACGUCACUGUACAAGGACCCUGCUAGCCCACAAUCUGAGAACGAACCUAAUAAAUCUGGUCCCUGUCUGAGCGGAGUGUCUCACGGCACAAGUACAUUAGCCAGCCAUGAGCGAAACUACGCAGACACCACGGGAAAACAUCACAGCUGGAAGCAGAUUCUUGGUAAAGGUGCUUAUGGGGAGCGAGGAGACUACCCUCAGCUGCAGACCAAUGGCAACCACCACUACUACAACAACGACUACCCAUGUAGGUACACAGGACCUGCUCCCGCUACCCCGGCUGCGCUCCAAACCAUAAUAACCACAACCACAAAAGUGUCCUACCAGCCGUGCCCCAAGCCAUCUGUUGUCAAGUACGGAGAGAAUAUUUAUGAUGUAAAGGGCCUGUCUAACUGUAACUCGCUCUUAGAAGAGGCCUCUCCUAACUCUACCUACUCUGACCUGAAGAUUCCUGAAGAUUCCGGAGUGAUAAAAUCUGCCCUGUCGUACCAGGACACGCUUCCAGCUAAAAUUGAGAGGGCCGAAAACUUUGAGGGCUAUCGCUACAGCAGUUACAGCUCAAAUAGUUACCCUGAACGGAUGUCACAUCCAUUCAGGUAUGACAGCGGAGAAUACUGAGGGACUCAAAAGAGAGCUUGAUUUCGUAAAUCAUUGCAUUUUCACGUGUGCAACUCAUAAUGCAAUGCAAGAACGAGUUGAAUUUUCAGCAUUGCCUCAAAGAGUAGCAUUAGGGAAAACUUCUUUGUUUUGUUCUGUGGUCAAUUUUCCACUUUAGGUCAACCACUGUGAAGGUGGUGCAACAUUUUGAAGAGAAUCUUGCUGAGCGAGCAAGUUAGUUCAUUUAUAAUUAAUUAAUAGGUUUGCUUUGGUGACUUUUCUUGCCUGUAGAGAAAAGACAAUAGCAAUUGAGUGUGAGCUGUGAAGGAUAUAAUUUGUUGACCCUCUAAACCAGAGGUAUUCAAUUAAUGUUCCAAGAGGUCCAGUCUCUAAAUUUCCUUCCCAGCAAAGGGCUGGACAGUAACUUAAAACAAUAUUGGUGUCAAUAUUCAGUAUGGCUAUGAAAUGACAUAAGAAUUAGCUAAUUUUUGGAAUAGUUAUUAUAAAUUUCCAAGGUGGUAGCAGUAGUACUUUGUAAAAGUGCAAGAAAAAAAACAGUCAAAGAAGUCUUUUCAAAACUUGGCAAGGAUUAGGACAUUGGGGGCCCAGAGAAAAAGCCCAAGUAAUUGGGUCUGGUGGAUCUUCUUCCAAAAGAUUAUUUUGUGACUGAGGAAAGAUACUGUGUAGAGGUUUAGGGGUAUCUCCCAAUAAACAUUUUUGAAAAUGUAAAAGUCAGAAUGAACCAUUUUUCUAUUUUCCUUAAAGUGAGAAUCUACCAACAAAAAACGAACAAUGGUCUGACUAUCGAAUUAUGGAAAAGUUCUCAUUGGAACUCCACUAUGCUACUAUCUAGUAAAAGUUUUUGUUGCUUUGCCUUGCCAUCCAUACCAGGCAUGACAUAUUUGAUUUAUUUAAAAAUUGUUAGAUCUAUUUGUCUUUAUAAAAGGAUCAAAACAAACAAACGACAAAUAAAGCUUUAUAGUCUAAAGGUGCUCUGGAAGCAUGUUGUCCUAUCACAAACCUGGCUCAGCUGAACUGAGUCUGAUCAGACAAAUGAAGAUCAAUUAACUUUCAAUCUAAUUUUCUGCCGUAUGUUUUAACAAAAAAUGCCCCAAAAUAUCCAUCUAUAUUUCUGUUCACUUUAUUUUUUUCAAACGGGCAAUGGGUGUGGACCGGGAAAGAGUAUAAAUGAAGCGUGUUUGGUACUAGAGACAAAUAUUUGAGGAUACAGCUCUGAAAGAUCAGUGCUAUCUAUGCCCUGAGUGCUUGCGGUCUACACAGCUCCGUUGUUUUGUCACGCUGCUCACUUUAAGUGUAGAAACUGUGAGAGGGGGCUGAAAACAGCCAGUGAUUUGAGACUCAAUUAAAUUAGACAUAUCAUUGGUGAAUGACCUAAUAAAUGAAUCAGAGAUUUCCAAACUGAAAGUACGACAUGCCUCUUGUUCAUGAACAAGGAUCUGUUGACCGACUGAAAAAGAGGAUGAAUUAUAAACAUGAUUAAUCACCAAACAUUACAGUGACAUAAGGAUGUUAUUGACACAUUUGCAAAAUGAUAGAUAGGCCUAUGCUUCGUUGUCAUUUGUGUGGGAAAUUUCUUAUGGUUCUUAAACACUCAGCUGAAAUUUCUAAGUAGAUUGUUUAAGGCACGGUCACAUUUAUCUUUGCUCGAAAUACUACAGUAAUUUCAAUUGUAAUCUACACGAGAAGGCGAAGAAUUUCCCCUUGCGGAUUGCGUGAUUCAUUUUUGGUGAACUUUGACAGGCAAAUUUGCCGUGUUGACCAAUAGGAGGUUGCUUGGUUUGGCAGUGACCUCUGUUUGGGCAGUGCUUUGUACAGAGCUACACUGAAUUUUCACAAUGGACAAGGAUAAUAUUUUAUCAGCAAGUAUCUUUUUAACACCACUCUCACAGAGUAUAAAGUGCUAUAUUAAAUAUAUUAAAUUUUGCUGGUUUCAUACCCACUCAACAUCCUCACACGGCUUUUUUGUGUAAAGGCAAAAGUGACUAUGCAUUUAGACUUGUUUUGGUGGAGAAUGACUCUUUGGUAUGCAAUGACUCACUCAAAACACAUAAAUGAUGCUCAUUUGUCUCCUCCUACUGGUGCAAAGGCAUAAUUUGCAGAAAUAUUAAUUGAAAGAAUCAGUGAGCGAAUUAUGAUUUUUGGUGAAUGGAUUCAAAAGGCUCCAGUUCAAUCAAAAUACCCACCAUAUUAGUUAAAAUUUCUAAAUGUUUUUAACUAACUACCUAAUAUUAAAACAUCCAGUUUAAUAGUGCAGACUUUUGAAGCCCCCUUGAGUACUUAAGUUUGUCACAUUACAUCAGCGCAAGAGCACAAUUUACAAUGGGACUGCAAGCUUACAAUAUGAUAACCAAGCAUUUGCGUCUGUGUUAAUAUAUUUUGUAAAGUAUGGUUCAAGCCAUAGAAAUGUGUUGUUAUUUAUAUUCAGUAUUUGAUUUGUUCAGAUGUCUUUAGUUUUAAAGUGAUUUUUGUGUAAAUCUUUGACAUGUAUUGAUGAAAUACAGUUAAAUCAGUGUUGAGUAUAUUUCUAGUUUGGUUAAUUGCUGUUGUCUUAGAAAUAAAUAAAGAAAAGUAUGUCAAA
Molecule: messenger RNA, 4206 nt
Organism: Xyrauchen texanus (razorback sucker)
Lineage: Eukaryota; Metazoa; Chordata; Actinopteri; Cypriniformes; Catostomidae
Gene: gcm2
Product: glial cells missing transcription factor 2
Exons: 5
Coding region: 132-1628 (498 amino acids)
Biological process (GO): gliogenesis; regulation of transcription by RNA polymerase II
Cellular component (GO): nucleus
Molecular function (GO): DNA-binding transcription activator activity, RNA polymerase II-specific; RNA polymerase II cis-regulatory region sequence-specific DNA binding
Source: RefSeq, a predicted model, not a curated record